GUUAUCAAAAAGAUCUUGUUUAACCACAGUAAUACCAGCUACAAAAUGUAAUUUCCUUUCCUGUUUGAGGAAGUGAUCUGAUGAUUUGUCUCAAAAGCGCAAAGUACAUUUUUUCACAGUAGGGUUUGGGCUCAUAUUUGGAACACAAAAAUGUCUGUAAAAAUGCAGCUCCCUCCCAGAGCAAUGUGGGCCCUGCACCUCUGGCAUUUAAUGGGAAUUCUGCUAUUUUUUUCCUGUCUACUACUGCAACUUCAUGCCUUCAAUCUCGAUGCUGAGAAUCCAAUUAUUUACACAGGACCUGAAGGGAGUUACUUUGGAUUUUCUGUUGAGUUCUACAUGCCUGAGUCUGGCACUCCAGGUGUCCUUAUUGGUGCUCCAAAGGCAAAUACAACCCAAGAAGAUGUUAUAGAAGGUGGAGCAGUGUUUCUCUGUCCUUGGUCGACUAAUGGAAGUCUGUGUAGUUUAAUACCAUUUGAUACCAAAGGUGACCGAUACAGUGAGAAUUCAAGAGAAAUUAUGAUGGAUUAUAAAUCUAACCAAUGGUUUGGAGCAACUGUCAAAGCAUACAAGGAGAAAGUUGUGGCCUGUGCCCCCAUGUAUCAUUGGAAGUAUGUGAAAAUAUCCUUCAACGAGGACCUGACUGGUGGGAAAACACCAGUGGGGUCAUGCCUGGUAGCGUCUCAGAAUUUCAGCACCUACGCAGAAUAUUCACCUUGUCGUUCCAGCAUUUUGCAAGCACAGAUAGAAGGUGGAGCUCCUGAUCAGCGCUUUUGUGAGGCAGGAUGGAGCAGUGAGCUCACAGAGGGAGGAGACCUACUCUUGGGAGCACCCGGCAGUUUCUUUUGGCAAGGUCAGUUGAUCGCUGCCAAGGUUGAUCAGAUUCUCCAAAAUUACGACUACAACUAUCCUCUAAAAGUAUUGGGAUCAAAGAAACAAACUGAAGAUGCAAAAGGGACACAAGAUACAGCUUUAUGGAAUAUCUCGUGGGAGCUCCGAGGCGAAAGCACAUUGGGUUCUGUAAUUAUCUUGUGGUCUACAAAUAUGACAACCAUACAAAGCAUUAUUGGUGAGCAGGUGGCAGCGUAUUUUGGCUAUGCAGUGACUGUCUUGGAUAUAAACAGUGAUGGGAGAGAUGAUAUUUUGGUCGGGGCUCCGCUGUUUAUGAGCCGAGGACAAGAUGGCAAACUGCACGAGCUUGGACGGCUCUAUGUUUAUUUACAGGAGAAACCCGGAGUCUUCAAAGAACCACCACAGACCUUCACAGGGACAGACAAGUAUGGCAGAUUUGGCAGUGCCAUAACCUCCCUAGGGGACCUGGAUUAUGAUGGAUACAUGGAUGUAGCAGUUGGAGCCCCAUUUGCUGGUGAAGAUGGGAAUGGAAGGGUGUUUAUUUACCUGGGACAUGCGACUGGCCUCUACCAAGAGCCAUUUCAAGAACUGAAGGGAACUUGGAAUCCUGAUGUGAUGUCAGCAGGAUUUGGCUUUGCAUUGAAAGGAGGUUCAGAUAUUGAUGCAAAUAAUUUCCCAGAUUUGAUUGUUGGUGCUCAUGAUGUCGAUAAUGUUCUGGUGUACAGGGCAAAACCGGUUGUAACAGCAGAAGUUAAACUCGCACUUGUACCGAAUAUUCUGAACCCAGAAUUAAAGACGUGCCGCUUGCCUGAAACUCAUACCUCUGUGACGUGUUUUGAAGUGCAGAUGUGUGCAAGAGUUAAAGGGCAUGAUAUUCCUCAGCAUUAUGUUCUGGAUGCUCAGGUUCAGCUGGACAAAAACAAGCAGCGGUCUCAGCAACGAACACUCUUUCUGCAUUCACACCAAGCACAGGAAUGGUUUCAGUUUCCACCAAUGGAAAACAAGCAAGAAACCUGCAAAAAUCUCACAGCUUACCUCAGGGAUGAAGCAGAGUUUAAAGACAAGCUGAGCCUGAUUGUUGUGACCUUGAACUGCAGUCUCGCAGAGGAGCCCCUGACCAGCUCUGGCACCCUGUCCAUAGUGCUAAGUCCCCACAGUCAGGUCCUGGUCACACAGAAGGCUCGUAUUCUCUUGGACUGUGGCAGUGACAACGUCUGUACCCCAAAUCUCAAACUGUUGGCAACAGCAGAUAAGGACCAUUUGAUUGCUGGAGAAGUCACUCCACUGACUCUGAGUUUCAGUGCAGUCAAUGACGGAGAAGGAGCCUAUGAAACCGAACUACAUAUCCCCCUCCCUCCUCAAAUUUACUUCACAAGUGUUGUGCAAGGUAAUAAGGGCCUUACUAAACUGAGCUGUAACCUAAUGGUGAACAAUGGCAGUCAAACAGUGAUCUGUGACCUUGGUAAUCCCAUGGAAUCUGACACAAAGAUAUCUGCAGGACUCCAUUUCACUGUGCACAGCUUGGAGCAGGUGGAAACCAUCACAAUUGGCACGCAGAUAAAAAGUAAAAACUCUCAAAAUUCUGAUAGUGAAGUGGUCCAUUUGAAGUUGCAGGUGAAAGCUGUGGCCCAGCUUGUUCUCAGAGGGGCUUCACUGCCCGAGCAGAUUUUCCUCCCAUUUAUCAAUUUGGAAUCGCCUUCAGAUACAGUGGUGAAGAACAACAGUCUACCAGUAAUAGAGCACGUCUUUGAGCUACACAAUAAUGGUCCAUCAACAAUUAGUAAAGCCCUGAUUGAAAUAGACUGGCCUGCAGAUUUCAAUGGUGAUGGUCUACUGUUCAAAUCUAAGUUGGUACCAUGGGGUGAAAUCAAGUGCACUGUAAACUCCUCUGAUGCUGUCAAUUGGGUAGAGCCUUUAAGUACAAUGAGGCCUUACACUACUGGGAACAGGCGUCAUGAAAUGAAUAAAAGAGAUGUCAGCAAACCAGAAACUUUAAUGGAGGAGACCAUCUUGGAUCUGACCUGCAACACUUCCGUCUGUGUGAAAAUUUUGUGCCAUGUGGGCCGUCUGGAGAGAAAAAAGGGAGCUGUGUUAAGCAUACAAUCUUCUCUCAGAGUGGAGCCCUUCAUUAAGAAUCUUCACAAGCAGUAUACUUUCCAGUCCAAAGCAUUAUUCAAUGUGCAAGAAAUGCCAUACAAAGUACAGCCUGAAGAAUUCUCCAGUGGCAAUACAGUGGUAAAAACUGUUAUUGACCGCAGUGAACACGAGGAUGCUAGGAAUGUACCAGUCUGGUGUAUUAUUGUUGCAGUGGUUGGUGGCUUGCUACUUGUAGCUCUAGUGGCAUUCCUCCUUUGGAAGUGUGGAUUUUUCAAAAGGAAACUGCCUCCAACUGAAAGUGAAGAAUUGCUGUAACAGCUUACUAAUACCAACACCUGCUUCCGAUCUUUCCCAGUCUGAAGAAACUGUGGCCUCUCCAAAUCCCAAUAAAAUUCCAAGAGAGAUUUUCCCUGUGGAACUAAUGGUGCCAAUCCCACCCACCAUCAGUUCCUUCAUUAACACCAACAGUCGGAAAUUAGUGCACUGGGCAGUCAAAUGCAUCUGAUGAGUGCUUCCAUCAGGCUAGAUCCCCAUCAGAAACUGGAAUGUGAUAUCUGAAGUAUUUUCAAAAGUGUGAAAGUAGCUUAAGGCAAUCAGUGACCUUGUAAAUUGCUUCAUUAGAGAUGCUGAAUCACAGUUAAAUCAGAACAAUUUUCUGAACAUGUAUAAUUACUUACCCAGAACAAGCCAAAAUAAUCUGAAUUAACCAUUGUCAUUUUAUGAGGCUGGCACAGGUGUGGUACAUUCCUGCUUUUUAUUUCCUACCUGGCUCUCCAUGCAGAACUGGGAAACCUCAUCCAGCCCCUUCAUGGCUCAUCCUCCUCUUCCGGCUGUUAUAGUGAUUAUCAACUCCAAUCAUCCCUUUACCCUUCUCUACACCGUUUCUUCAUUCUUGUAUCUCUUUGUCAUUGUACUCCACCAGUCCCUUCUCCAGUAAGGCACCUGCAAUCUUCCAAUAAGAAGUGAAGCCCUGCCUUAGUAUCUCAAUUAUCAAAUUUGAUAUCACACUAAUACUUAACAUGGUUAUUUCAACUUCGUUUCUAUAGACAUCGUCAGUACUUUUCUCCCCCAUAUAUACAAGCCAUAACCUGACAGUUUGAACUCCAUUUGUUUGUGUGUUUUGAAGUUAAAGAUAGAUUCCUCUUCUUGUGUUCACUUUGGUUUGUCUUCUUUUGGGUAAGUUUUUUUUUAAAUACAAUAGCGAAUAAAAUUAUUGCCCAAGGCAACACUAAGCCAUCUGGACAAGUCCCUUGUAUUAUAUUUAUCUGCUUAUUUGCUUCACUCUUCCCUCUACCUUUCCCCUAAUAAUUUUCCUUUAUUUCUUUCUCAGUACCCAAAUUCAAAAAGGAUAAUUAUGUCCAAAAGGACCAAUAAACAGUACUGAGAUGGUCGGGGAUUACUGCUCUAAUUAUUAAUAUGGCAAAUUAACUACCAUGACUGUAAAUAAAUAUCCAUUACCUCAAUCCAGGAUGCUAUACAAAUGUAAAAUUUUGGUUUUAAAUUUCUCUUGAAAUAGAAAGUGAUGGUGUGUGUUAGCAGCCCGGUGUUCUCCAGUUCCUAGGGGUUGCAACAAUCCAUCCGAUAUAUAUGGUUGAAUAAUAAAGUUUUGCUGAAAUUAAGAUUCAGUUUGUCACACUAACUUUACUCUCACAGUGGUCUGUGUCAUUAAGGCUGUUUUAUUAACAUCAAUAAUCCUGGCCUGAAGGAAGGAAUGAUAUACAGUUGUUUUACACCUUUUUUGAUUUCUGGAUACACCAAAGUACUUUUACAUUGUCGUAACCAUAGAAUGCAAGAGCUGGGUGUUAGUCAUACAGCAUGGAAACCAGCCCUUUGGCCCAACUGGUCCAAGCUGACCAAGAUUCCCAUCUAAGCUAGUCCUGUUUGCCUGCAUUUGGCCCAUACCCCUCUAAACCUUUCUAUCCAUGUACCUGUCCAAGUACCUUUUAAAUGUUAUUCAUGUACCUCCCUCAACCACUUCCUCUGGCAGCUCAGUUCACAUACAGACCACCCUCUGGGUGAAAGAGUUGCCCUUCUGGUUCCUAUUAAAUCUCUCCCCUCUCAUCCUAAACCCAUAUCCUCAAGUUCUUGAUUCCCCAACACUGGGAAAAAGACAGUGCAGUCACCCUAUCAAUGCCCUUCAUGAUUAUAUACACCUCUGUAAGAUCACCCCUCAUUCU
Messenger RNA from Pristis pectinata (smalltooth sawfish), 5123 nucleotides. RefSeq names its product integrin alpha-8-like. Lineage: Eukaryota; Metazoa; Chordata; Chondrichthyes; Rhinopristiformes; Pristidae. Gene Ontology annotation, biological process: cell-cell adhesion; angiogenesis; integrin-mediated signaling pathway. Gene Ontology annotation, cellular component: integrin complex; external side of plasma membrane. Gene Ontology annotation, molecular function: integrin binding. The transcript has 29 exons. The record is from RefSeq and is a predicted model, not a curated record. Bases 151 to 3261 code for a protein of 1036 amino acids.